AUGCCGUUCAAGGACGUCUUCGAGCUGCGCAACUUCACCAAUACCAUCCUCCACGCCAUGCGCCGCUCGCAGCCGACGUCCGCGAGCGUCCGCGAGAUCAGGGUCCCCUCCGUGUCGCACGACGUCGCGGGCGACGUCGAAAUCUACGCGCCGGACAUUAAGCGCAUGGUCGAGUCGUCGGGGAUGCCCUUCUUCACGGUGGAAUACCGCCUUGCGCCCAAGUUGCCGGGCGGCGUAGCCGCCGAGGAAGUGUUCCACGGCCUGCGGCACGUCUCGGCACACGCGGUGGCGUGGGACGUGGACGCCGUUAGGAUCGUCCUGAUGGGGGACUCACCGAGUGGAGGGAUCGCGGCCGGCGCGGCGCUACUGGCGUCGGACCGGGGGCUCGUCAUGAGCCCGCUACUGCUGUGGAAGACGAACGGCAACCUGAUCACGUGGCGGGCUGUGCUGGGUGAGAAGGCGGGGAGGCCUGAGUCGGAGGUGCCGCUGAACGUGGCGCCGGGUCGGGCCGUGGUGGAGGGCCUGCUCGGCCAGCUGAAGACGUACGUGGGCGUGGUCGGCCUGGAUCUGUUCCGGAACGAGUGUAUGGGGAGGCUGGCGAGGGCUGACGUCGAGGUCCUCCUCACGGGAAGACUAGUGCAGCACUCGAUAUGCUUUGCGGGUGUAACAUCGACUGUUUUGACCAUGUUCCGGGUCUUAUCUCGAGGGCAUGACCGAUGUCGACAACAGCAACCGAUCUUUAUCCGGUCAAGUACCCAAAGCCAGGCCGUUGCCGUCGUACUUGAUUAG
Molecule: messenger RNA, 789 nt
Organism: Colletotrichum graminicola M1.001
Lineage: Eukaryota; Fungi; Ascomycota; Sordariomycetes; Glomerellales; Glomerellaceae
Product: alpha/beta hydrolase fold-3 domain-containing protein
Exons: 3
Coding region: 1-789 (262 amino acids)
Molecular function (GO): hydrolase activity
Source: RefSeq, a predicted model, not a curated record